This is a messenger RNA of Naegleria lovaniensis, 1035 nucleotides long. RefSeq lists its product as uncharacterized. The record is from RefSeq and is a predicted model, not a curated record. Bases 1 to 1035 code for a protein of 344 amino acids. NCBI's taxonomy places the organism in Eukaryota, Heterolobosea, Eutetramitea, Acrasida, Naegleriidae. The transcript has a single exon.
AUGUCAGAAUUAACAGCAAACUACUUGCUGAGUCGACCAAUCGGCUCACUAGACGACACAAAAGCGUUCCAGCUUUGUGAAAACUCCACAACCAGCAGUAAAAUUGAGAGUGGGAUGGUUGUUCAAUUUAAUUCGGCUUUGUAUGGUGUGUUUUGUUUCACGACAAACGGUUCAUCAAUCCCCACAGCCCUCUGUUUUGACAUCGGUCUUUUGGAGGAAAUAGAUACACACAAAGAAUGUCGUGAUAGAUUUCAUUUCAUUUCUGUUGACAAACUGGCUGUAGUGUCGGAUCCGCAACAAGCAACAUUGUCUGAGGAGAAAUUCUCAAGAAUUGAACCUUUUGUCUUUAAUACAUUUAAAAUACAACACGAGACUGUAAGAGCGGAAACCACUCACAUUCCUGACCCUUCAAGAAUGACAACUCGUAGUAUGUCAAAGCAAGCACAAGAUGUCGAAAAAGAACAACAAACUACACACAAACAACAAACACAAGAAUCAAAUCCAACAGAGAACGAAAAAAAGCAGAAAAGCAAAAAGUCUACAAAGAAACAGCCAAAAAAAACAUCAUCAAGCAAAACGAAGAAAAAUGAGAUAAAUGAUGACGAAGUCGAGCCACAGAAGAAGAAAACAAGGCCAAUACAAGAAACAAAGGCAGAAUUGAAAAAACGUAUUCAGCAGUCGGAAGAAUAUAUUCAGGAGCUGAAAGAAGAAUUGCGUAAAGAAAAGCAGAAAAGAGAAAAACAACAAGACGAAAUUGAAAUACUUGCACACACUAUCAAACACCUCACCUCCGAGUCGAAAGAGCCAACGAACGAAAAACAACCAACAUCCAAUAGCACAAAUAACGUAUUGUCAUCACAACCCACUCUAUCAACACAACAACCUCCGAUCGUUGUAAUGAUGCAACCACCGCAACCACAACAAUCACCACCUGGAUUUUUGCCAGUUAUGCCUCUACCACAAUUCCAAGAAAACGCUUACACUGACUUGUGGUACAAACUAGGUCUUGUACCAAGGUGGCCCUUUCAGCAUUAG